AUGUUCAGACAAACCGUCAGGCGCUGCGCCAGGACGGCGGGCUCCAUGAGCUCGAUACCGACACUGGCGAGGCCUCGACUCGCCAUGGCCGUUGCGCGGAAUAACAAUCUCACAACCUCGUCGAGACUCGUCCUCCCCCUUGAGAACGUCGCCACCUUUGGGCGCUCCUACAGCACAGAAACAGCAGAGGCUGCUGCCGCCGCCGACACAGAAGCGCCCGCUGCCGAUGGCCAGGUUGUACGAUUUGCCGACUUGGACAAGCUCAACGUGCACCCGAACCUGAUCACCGCCCUCACUAAAGGCUUCCGCUACGACACGAUGACUCCCGUCCAAGCCAAGACCAUCAACCCUGCGCUCAAGGGCACAGAUAUUGUUGCCCAAGCCAAGACCGGUACAGGAAAGACCAUUGCCUUCCUCCUGCCCCUGCUCCAGAGGAUGCUCGACGAGGAUCCUUCGCUCGCGACCCGCUCGGCUAGCCGCCAUGCCCGCUCCGACGACAUCCGAGGCAUCAUCAUGUCCCCUACGCGCGAGCUCGCGGAACAGAUUGCCCAGGAGGCCAAGCAACUCGUAAAGCACACUGGCCUUGUGGUGCAGACCGCCGUGGGAGGCACCAACAAGACGGGCAUGCUCCGCCAGGUCCAGCGCGAGGGCUGCCAUCUUCUCGUGGCCACCCCUGGCCGACUGAACGAUCUCCUCUCCGACACCUCGUCCGGCAUCGACGCACCCAAGCUGGCUGCGCUGGUUCUCGACGAGGCGGACCGCAUGCUGGACGUUGGUUUCGAAAAGGAGCUAAACGACAUCAUCUCCAUGCUCCCCAGCGUCGAGGAGAAGGUCCGCCAGACCAUGCUCGUCUCCGCCACCAUCCCGGACAAUGUCAUCCGCCUGGCCCGCACCAUGGUCCGCGCGGACGACUUUGAGUUCGUCCAGACCAUCCCCGAGAAUGAGUCCCUGACCCACGACAAGGUGCCUCAGAAAGUGGUGCCCGUCUCCUCAUGGGCCAACGUCUUCCCCACCCUCUUCGAGCUGAUGGAGCGUGAAUACGAGGCGGCCGAGGCCGACCCGGAGCGCAAUCCCUUCAAGGCCAUUGUGUACUUCAACACCACCUCCUUGACCGAGCUAGCAGGCGAGGUCGGCUUCCAGCGCCGCAAGGAGCGCAUGACCGCCAUGAGCACAUUUUCCAUCCACUCGAAACUCGGGCAGAUGCAGCGCACACGCGCGGCCGACAUGUUCCGUCGCUGCCGGUCCGGCGUUCUCUUCUCGUCCGACGUCACCGCGCGUGGCAUGGACUUCCCCAACGUGACGCACGUCAUCCAGAUCGACUCCCCCCGCGACCGCGAAUCCUACAUUCACCGUCUCGGCCGCACCGGUCGCCAGAACAAGGAGGGUGAGGGCUGGCUCAUCCUGACGCCGCUCGAGGUCAACGCGGCGCGGAAGCUCCUCAACGGCCUGCCGCUGAAGCAGGACCAGUCGCUCGAGAGCGCCGAGGCCGACAUUGCCGAGGGCGAGCUGCCCAAGCACUUUCAGGAGUUCAAGGACAUUGUGCAAAUGGUGCCCAAGUCCCUGCUGUCGUCCGCCUACAGCUCAUCGUUCGGCACCGCCUCGCGGAAGCAGGAGCUGGCCGAGGAUCUGCACUACUGGGUGACCCGUGGCUGGGGCUGGUCCGAGACCCCGCCCCUGUCGCCGUCGCUGGUGCGCAACAUUGGCCUCGACCACCGGAGCGGCUUCAUCAAUGUCGGCGAGCGUGUGCACUCGGACCGUGAUGACCGUGGCGGCCGCGGCGGUCGUGGCGGCUUCAGCCGAGGAGGCCGCGGUGGCGACAGCUUCAGCCGCAGCUUCGAGGGCCGCCGUGACGAUGACGGUGGCCGUCGUGGCGGUGGCUUCGGCGGCGGCGGCUUCAGCCGAGGAGGCCGCGGUGGUCGUGACGGCGGCGGUCGUGGCUUCGGAGGCGGUCGUGACGGCGGUCGUGACGGCGGCGCCGGAGGCUCAUGGUAA
Messenger RNA from Emericellopsis cladophorae, 1992 nucleotides. RefSeq names its product ATP-dependent RNA helicase. NCBI's taxonomy places the organism in Eukaryota, Fungi, Ascomycota, Sordariomycetes, Hypocreales, Bionectriaceae. The record is from RefSeq and is a predicted model, not a curated record. Gene Ontology annotation, cellular component: mitochondrion. Gene Ontology annotation, molecular function: nucleic acid binding; ATP binding. The coding region runs from base 1 to 1992 and encodes 663 amino acids. The transcript has 2 exons.